Molecule: messenger RNA, 1860 nt
Organism: Exophiala bonariae
Lineage: Eukaryota; Fungi; Ascomycota; Eurotiomycetes; Chaetothyriales; Herpotrichiellaceae
Exons: 1
Coding region: 1-1860 (619 amino acids)
Source: RefSeq, a predicted model, not a curated record
AUGGUCCGACGUGAGGACCAGGAACAAGCCCCCAAGAUCAAAGACUUACAAAGGCUACUGGGAAAAGUAGAAAGUCUACUGAAAGAGCUGACUGUCCAAUCAGAGAAGGCCACGAAGAGAGCUCAUACUGUUGACUCUAAGAUUGAAGAUCUUCAGAAAGAGAUGUCAAAGAAAGGCAGCCAACUUGCUAUUAAGGGUUUGGAGGCCCAAAUACAGUCUCAGAAGAUCAAUUUCGAGGCAGCUGGCCAGGUCCAUGGCGAACUGGCAGCAGAGUUGAAAUCUCUCAAGGAGCUCCCGACAGCCUCCACUCAUGGUAGCUCUGAAUCAGUCACUAGCCGAGAGUUCGAACAAUUUAAACAAGAACUCACUGAACGAUUCGAUGAUUCGAAUCGUACGCGCAAGGCUGAGAUUGAAGCACUACGCGCCCAAAACAACCUAAUCCAUGUCUCAACAACUUUAGCUCAGCUGGAAUCUCUAGAUGUCUUGGUUGAUACACAUUCGAGGGACAUCAACUCGAUCCAAGAUAAACAUGCCGCCUUGGUGGCAUUAGUCGAUGAGAAGAUCGCAGUAAUUCCCAGUCACGAAUUCAUCACUGAAGUUCACAAAAAACUGGCGGAAAUUCAAAAUCGGCUGGCAGCACUAGAAACUCAACCAUACACGGAGAAUCAGAAAGAGCAUGCGACUGCAGAAUUACGUUCAAUGCUAGAGGAGUUGAGGCGAGAAAAAACCGAUCAGAUCGAGGCAUCUCACGAUCUCAUUACUCGUGAGAUAGAAGAGACCAAAGGGAAAACUGCCGUACUUCAGUCACAGGUCGAUGCUCUAAAGAAGGUUCCCGAUCAACGUGACGGCACUCCCACCACGAUCAGCGAUGCCAGUGAUGCCGCCAAAGUUAUUGCAACACUAUCUUCUCAAGUUGAGGAGCUGAAGCUACAAGUCGAAAAAUUGCAAAGAAAACCCACAGGGCAUGAUGAAAAAUGCAGUAGCAUUGAACCCCGGAUCCAAGCUUUGAAGGAUGAACUUUCAUCACAUGACAGAAUGCUAAGUACACUUUUCAGUGCUCAAAUGUCGAGCCAGGACCGAGAAGCACUCCAGUCGGCGAGAAUGCUGGCUGGAAAGAUGGAAAGGGCCGAACAUCAGCACCAGUGGCUAAGAACUCGCUUUGAUAACUUGACAACUGAAACUCUCCAUCGACAAAUUAUCGGAUAUAUCGCACCAGUCCUGCCGAGACUUGAGCAAGGUUAUGUUCGUUUGGAAUCGAAGACUGAGAACCUGGAAAACAUGGUAAAUGAGAAGUUCACGAAGCUUGAAGCAUCUACGUCAGACGCGGAUAACAGAUCGCAGUCGUUGGAAGAUAGCUCGACUACCUGCAUCAACAAAUUGCAAGAACAACAGGAUACUCUCCUCAAACAAUUCCAAGAGGGCCGCGAUAGCAUGCGCGAAGAGAUAAAAGAACUGCAAGAUUGGAGAGUUGAAGUCGAAGCACGAGAUCAGAAGCAAAAUCUGGAGGCUGAUGCGUUUAAGAGACGUACUGGAUCGUCCGCCAGGUCUGUGCGCGAUUCUUCGACACCUCGGAACAAACCAGUGCAACCAGGUUCGAUCCAGAAAGCGAGCAAUGCCGACUGGGUCAUCGGCGAGAGUGAUGAUGAUAAUGAUGAGAUAGACUUGACGAACGAAGAUGCCAGGGACGCAUUGGUCCGGAGUUUCCAGAAGCCUGCAGAGCCUAGAGCAAGUCCCUCCGAACGCAAGAGAAAACGGGACACUCCAUCCACUAACGGUGACGGUGGGCACCAGGAGUCAGGAGACGAUCUGUCAUACCUCAAUGCCCCACGCAAGCGAGCGCAGGGCAAAAAAAUUCGAUGA